Messenger RNA from Miscanthus lutarioriparius, 297 nucleotides. Lineage: Eukaryota; Viridiplantae; Streptophyta; Magnoliopsida; Poales; Poaceae. The record is from the annotation of a GenBank genome assembly.
AUGAGGGGCGGGACGAGGCUGCUCUGCGCGCUAGCGCUGGCGCUGCUCUGCGUGGCCACCCACUUCCAGGUCGCAUCCUGCAAAGGAGGACGCGGCGGCGGGUCGGGAAGAGGCCGCUCCGGCCCCGGCCGCCCGUUCCUCGGCGGGGUCGGUGCGGGCGCCGCCGCCGGCGUCGGCGCGAGGACGGCCUCGGGAGGAUCGCACGGCCACCACAGCGCCGCAGCGGGCGGGCCUGGCGUGUGGAGGGUGGCCGGAGCCGGCGCCGCCCUCACCGCCGCGGCGCUCGCCUGGUUCUGA